Messenger RNA from Scatophagus argus, 4006 nucleotides. RefSeq names its product zinc finger protein 865. Gene Ontology annotation, biological process: regulation of transcription by RNA polymerase II. Gene Ontology annotation, cellular component: nucleus. NCBI's taxonomy places the organism in Eukaryota, Metazoa, Chordata, Actinopteri, Scatophagidae. The transcript is spliced from 2 exons. Gene Ontology annotation, molecular function: DNA-binding transcription activator activity, RNA polymerase II-specific; RNA polymerase II cis-regulatory region sequence-specific DNA binding. The record is from RefSeq and is a predicted model, not a curated record. The coding region runs from base 642 to 3644 and encodes 1000 amino acids.
UUCCUGUGCACAGUUAGGUAGGACUGAACCAUUUGAUGUUUGCACUAGGGCUAUCUGGCAAAAAAGAAUGGGCAGAACCAUUUGAAAUUUAUUUCAGAAGUUCCAAGAGGUGAAAGAGCUGAAAUAUUAUACUAGGGGCCCUUGGAAUCAUCCACUCUGCAGUUGUAACCUCUUAUCAUUAGAUGCAUCAGCUGGAAAAAAAUAUCCAGGUUUUGUAUCUUAAGCCCUCAUAGACGCACCCUAAAAGUUCAUGCGAGUCACACGACAAAAUUAAAUUGUGGCCGCAACGUAAAUUCACCGCGUAGCCAUGGCGCACAGACAUCCCAGCGCGCUUCCUAGAAGUCUUGAUUGCGCAUGCGCAACAUCAAUCUACUGUGUUUCCGUUCCGCGCCUGCAGUUCUCUCGGCUCUCCCUGGCUCUUCCUUCUGGCAGACCAUCUCAUUUGUUCACCAUAGAGCUUGAGGAGAGGCGCGUUGUUUCCCUUGAGAGACCAUGGCUUCUGCACGGGCAGAUAUCUGCCUUGCCAUUUCUUCGCCUGACGCCAUUGUGGCUCCUUUUUGAGGGAUAGUAUUAACGCAUUGGUAGUUGGAAACUUCCUUGCAUGAACACAAUACCAGGAUUGCUGUGUCCAUGUGGCUGCAAUGAUGCUUGGGUUUCAGGGAAGUUCUUCAUCCUCCAAAGUGUAUCGUUGUGUGGCAUGUUCAGCUACUUUCACAGGAUUGGCCUCCUUGCUGGUACAUCAGGCAACCCAUGCUAGUGCACUUUCCAAGGUCUCAGCCCCUCCACAGCCGAACAUCAGCUCACAUGAAACACUGUUUUCAAGCAUGGACUCACCCACUGAACACCCUAGUGCACCAACACUCUUGCCUGAGAGCCCUUCGCCUUCUUUUUAUAUUUGUGAUUGUGGAGAGGAAUUUCAGGACUUCAGUCUUAUGUUGGAGCAUAAGCGUUCACAUGUGUCUCAACUACUGCAACCUCUGGAUAAUAAUAAUGUUCUCUUUGGAACACAUGAAGCUUUCCCCAACCAGCAUGUGUCAUACAGUCCAACUGUUACCCAGCAAGGUUUGGUUCUUAGUUGCUCCUCUAGCUCAGUGUCCCCAGCUGUUGAAUUACCCACAAUAACAGACCAUAAAACAGGUAUAAGUCUGAAGGAUGGCAUCGCCAUAGUAACCGGUCCUCAAGACAAGUGUACACUCCCUCAAGAUGAUGGUGAGAAACAACUUGAGAACAUGUCAGCCCCAGCAGAGAAAAUAUCAGAGACUGUAGAAGACAUAGAUUGCCAAGACAAAAAAAAAUCUGUUCUCAGCAGUCAAAAUGGUGAGAACUUGCCCAGAAAAAACAAUUUAAUGAAGUUGCUGGCAUCAGCAUAUGGGAAACACUAUACAGCUCCUUCGUCUCCAGAUCAGAACGAUGACUCAGUUACCCCCAAACAAGAAGUUGUCUCUGUUGACAUAACACCAGGAACAAAAACUGACGUAUCCCCAAUAAACGAUCUCUCUAUUGCACAGCUGAGGCGACUGCUUGCAACACCUGGUAUAAAGACAAAAGCUCCAUCAAUCAGCAGAGUUCUGAAAUCCAGCAAGAAGAAGGUUGUCUCUCUGACUAAGACAUUCUCACCUGUUGUGGUUCUUGAAACUCGUCAGAAACUGAAGGAUCCCGGCAGUAAUGGUACAUAUGGGAGAUAUCAAUGUGGCCGCUGUCGCAGGGUCUUUCAAAACUUGGAUAGACUGACAGAGCAUCACUUUUUGCACAAAAAGGAGAGGAUUAAAUGUUGCCGUCGCUGCAAGCAGCUGAUUAUCGGGCGGCUGCCUUUGCCUGACAAUCACGUAUGCCCUCAGUUAUCAAACAAGUCCAUGCAGCUGUCAAGGUCUUUAAAAAACAAGUUACCCUUUACCCAAAAACUAGUGCCAUUCCAUAGUCUAAGCAAUACAAGAAAAGUUUUCUUUUGUCCAUUGUGCAAGCACAGUUACGCCCGGAGGUGGAACCUCAAAAACCACAAGUGCCAGGGCCCCAGGUCAGCCAUCUCUCAGCAGGCCUUUCCCUCCAUUCAGAAAAUGCCAUUUUUGAGAUCAGUUAGUAAAGCCAAAACAGAUGCAGAGGUUAAUGCUGGAUCUCAAAUCUCCAAGAGUGUUGCAGUGGGCCCUGAAGUUGCUGGCCAUAUUAAGGUAGAAGUGACCUCUCCAGAUUCAGAGCAGUCUGCUGCUUCACAGUUGCCCUGGACACAUCAACCAAAAAGCUUCUCACCAUUCUACCCCAAAUCUGCUAUGAUGGAGCAGCACAAUGAUGCCUCUCUGUGUGGGAUUUCAGUCCAGAAAGAAGAAAACACUAGCUGGGAUGCAGCAGGAGCUGAUGAUGAAGACAGUAAAGAAGGGCAGUGGACAAUGCCCUUGGAUGAUGAAAUGGAGGUACUUAGCUCUUUAGAGAAAGCUGGUAAUGGACUAGAGGUGAGGAAAUGUGUGUCAGUUGAACAUGCAGAGACAGUGCCCACUAGCCUACGCUACUUUGUCAGAGAUGGUGUGAAACGUUACCCUUGCAACAGGUGUCAGAAAACCUACAGCCGGCCAUGUACUUUGAGGCGCCAUCUACGACUAUGUGCGUUUAGGGUCCGUGCACCUGUAACUGUAGCACAGGGUGGUAGUGAGGGUGCCACUCUAUUAAAUGCCAACAACAUUAAACCAAUGUUUCCUUGUUUUGUUUGUGGGAAAAUUUUUAACCGCAAAGAUAACAUGAUGGCUCACAGAAACAAAUGUCAGUUGCGACAAACAAUGACAGAUGUGGAUAGAGGGACUGUCCAGCAGAGUUUGUCAGGCAAUGCAACAGACUGUCAAAACCAGGAGGAUGAUGGAGGCAACUGGGGAAUUAUGUCGCUGCCCUCCGUGCUUCCAAGGAGGGUGACAUGCGAGUGUGGAGUCGGAUUUACAUCUCCAAGGCUACUCCUGGAGCAUCUGCAGAAACAUGCACAGGAAUCAUACACGUGUCCGACUUGUGGAGAGACUGUUAAUUCCUGGGCAGACUAUGAAGUUCAUCUACAGAUUCAUAUGCAUCCUCAUCACCAACUGCUGAAGGGACUACAACCACAGCGAUCACAACCUCUGUUGCUAAGAUUUCAGCAACAGCGACCUGAGCAGCAGCCAUCUCAGUCAGUACAUCAGCCUCCACACAAGCAGACUGAACAGAUCAGAACAGAUCAGCUUCCAAGUUCAACCAAAAAGCAGCAAAGGAUUGUAUGCACACGAUGUGGCAACACUUUUGCCACUCGCUGUUCACUGCGAAGGCACAUAUCCUGGAAUCGAUGCAAAGGUGGACGGGCUACAAAUCCACCCACAAACCCACCCAAAACAUAUCACUGUUCCCAUUGCAACUCUGACUUUCCGAACACGAUCAGUCUUUUAUUUCAUCAGAGGAGUGGGACUUGCAAGCCUGCCAUCAAGCCUGUGCGCUGUCCUGUUUGUCUUCGCUGGUUUGGCACCGUGGACAGUUUGCAGAAACACCUGCUUACUCACAAACAGUCUGAAUCAUAUCGCUGUGAUGUUUGUCAGGGUACAUACCCAAACCUUAAAUCACUCAAAAACCACCGCCGGAGGAUUCAUCGCAUCAUGGCUGGAGACACUAAGCCAAAAACACAAGAACAGCUGACUUCUUAAUGACACUUUAAUUUUUCUGAAAAAUGUCUGACUUGAGUGUGGUGCAUUCAAACAAAACAAGAGCAAAUGUCCAUAUUUGCCAGUUGUAAUUGACUUUUUUAUUUUGAUGUUGUACAGCCAUAUAAGGUGAUUUUUUUUAUUAUUAUUAUUUUUUAAAGCCCUCCAAGAGUGUAUUAGAGUAGCUGGCCACUGUUAAAAAGGGAUUUGAUAUGCUGUACAUGUUAGUUUUAUCAAGGUAAUCCUUUUCUUACAUUAGCCUGUAAAUGUUUCUCAGUAAUUGGUUAUCAGACUUUUAUCACAGAGGUUGUUGUGCUGUAGCUUGUUGUUCCUGGUGUUAAUAAACAUACCAGUAUGUGAACAUA